CCGUAUGAAGCUGCGGGAUUAUAUAAACUGUUUUCAAACCAAUCACUGUCAGUCAGUCAAGUAAGCUUGAAGCUUGAAGUACAUUGUACGUAUAAAUAUAUAUAUAUAUAUCAGCGACAUGUCCUACGGUGCAGUAAAUAAGAGCAUUUAUAAUUAUGCAAAGGAAAAAAAUGCUAUUAUCGUUGAUUUACGGAGCGACACGCUCACGAAGCCAACCGCGGCAAUGAGGAGGGCUAUGUUUGAAGCGGAAGUGGGGGAUGACGUUUUCGAAGAAGAUCCUACGGUAAUAGAAUUACAGAAAAAAGCAGCAUCAUUGCUGGGAAAAGAAGAUGCACUCUUUGUUAGUUCUGGUACAAUGGGAAAUUUGAUUGCUGUUAUAAAUCAUUGCAAUGUACGCGGUAGCGAAGCUUACUGCGGAAACGAAUCGCACGUGUUUCUUCAUGAACAGGGUGCUGCGGCGCAAAUAGCCGGUGUAAGCCUUUCUACGCUGCAGAACAACGACGACGGUACGUUCGAUGUGAAGAAACUCGAGAGCAUGAUCCGCACGGAUCGCAUACACGAACCGAUCUCGAAGUUGGUCCUCGUCGAGAACACGAUCAAUGGUAAAAUUAUACCCCAAUCGUGGGUCGAGGAACUGAUGGUAGUGGUAAAGAAGCAUGAUCUCAGGACGCAUUUGGAUGGAGCGCGACUGUGGAAUGCCUCGGUCGCGUCGGGAAUCUCGGCGAAGGAACUAGCCGCUCCGUUCGACUCUGUUACCUUUUGCCUGAGUAAAGGAUUAGGUGCUCCUGUGGGAUCCGUACUUUGUGGUAGCAGGAGUUUCAUCGCUGAUGCGAGGAGGAGGCGGAAGGUGCUGGGUGGCGCGAUGAGACAGGUCGGCGUAAUCGCCGCAGCCGGGCUCGUCGCUCUGGAAGAAACGGUACCGAGAUUAGUAGAGGAUCACAGAAGAGCAUUAGCGGUCGCACAGGCAAUCAAUCAAUUGAAUUCUAAAAUAUUUAGCGUAAACAUGAAAACCAUGCACACUAAUAUGAUAUUUAUAAAUGUAAAUUUUGAGAGAGGUGUAUCCGCCGUGACUUUCAUGGAAAGACUUCAUCAAGUUAAGGAUUUCGAUGAAGAUGACAGGAUCAUAGUUAGAUGCAUGGCUUUAACGAAAACUUUGGUCAGAGUGGUACUUCAUUAUGACAUCGAUGAUUCGAUGAUGGAUGCUGCCAUACGUAAAAUAAGAUAUGUCAUCAAGCAAUUGGAUCCUCAAGUAGAGAUUUGAAUUUCUUCACAAUGUCUUCCUUAAAAAAUGCCAAUAAAUACUCUAAACAUGUGUAAUAAUUAAUAAAUAAAAGUAUGUAUAUAUUUAAA
Molecule: messenger RNA, 1350 nt
Organism: Nylanderia fulva
Lineage: Eukaryota; Metazoa; Arthropoda; Insecta; Hymenoptera; Formicidae
Biological process (GO): L-threonine catabolic process; glycine biosynthetic process
Cellular component (GO): cytosol
Molecular function (GO): L-allo-threonine aldolase activity
Source: RefSeq, a predicted model, not a curated record